AUGGGUUGUACAAUGUCACAGGAAGAGCGAGCCGCGCUCGAGCGGUCUCGAAUGAUUGAGAAAAAUCUGAAAGAGGACGGAAUGCAAGCGGCAAAGGACAUCAAAUUGUUGCUUCUCGGUGCUGGAGAGUCUGGAAAAUCGACAAUUGUCAAACAGAUGAAAAUUAUCCACGAGUCUGGAUUCACAGCCGAAGACUACAAACAGUACAAGCCGGUCGUCUACAGUAAUACCGUUCAAUCGCUGGUCGCUAUUCUUCGUGCCAUGAGCAAUUUAGGCGUUUCAUUUGGAGCCGGCGAACGAGAGGUAGACGCAAAAUUAGUAAUGGACGUUGUUGCUCGAAUGGAAGACACGGAACCAUUCUCCGAGGAGCUUCUUUCAUCGAUGAAACGACUGUGGAGCGAUGCUGGUGUACAGGACUGCUUCUCGAGGAGCAACGAGUAUCAAUUGAACGAUUCGGCUAAAUAUUUCCUCGACGAUCUAGAACGAUUAGGUGAGGCGUCGUAUCAGCCAACGGAACAGGAUAUUCUUCGAACUCGUGUCAAAACCACUGGUAUUGUUGAAGUUCACUUCACAUUUAAGAAUCUCAAUUUCAAAUUUUGUAUUUUGACACUUCAGACUCUAAAAGCGACUAACCGAAUGCACGAAUCGCUGAAGCUGUUUGAUUCGAUUUGCAACAACAAAUGGUUCACCGACACGUCGAUCAUUUUGUUCCUGAACAAGAAGGAUUUGUUUGAGGAGAAAAUCAAGAAGAGCCCACUGACGAUUUGCUUCCCAGAGUAUUCAGGACGACAAGACUAUCACGAAGCAUCCGCCUACAUUCAAGCACAAUUUGAGGCCAAGAACAAGUCGGCGAAUAAGGAAAUCUACUGUCACAUGACAUGCGCCACCGACACGACCAACAUUCAAUUCGUUUUCGACGCCGUCACUGACGUCAUCAUUGCCAACAAUCUACGUGGAUGUGGAUUGUACUAA
Messenger RNA from Caenorhabditis briggsae, 972 nucleotides. RefSeq names its product Protein CBR-GOA-1 (gene Cbr-goa-1). Gene Ontology annotation, biological process: adenylate cyclase-modulating G protein-coupled receptor signaling pathway. The record is from RefSeq and is a predicted model, not a curated record. Gene Ontology annotation, cellular component: heterotrimeric G-protein complex. The transcript has 8 exons. Gene Ontology annotation, molecular function: G protein-coupled receptor binding; GTPase activity; GTP binding. Lineage: Eukaryota; Metazoa; Nematoda; Chromadorea; Rhabditida; Rhabditidae. Bases 1 to 972 code for a protein of 323 amino acids.